AAGCAUUCAGUCGCGUUUAUGCGAAGCGCAACCAUGGAUCUCUUCACAGUCCUGGUGAUUUGUCUUUCUUGUUUGAUUCUCCUUUUUCUGUGGAACCGAAGCUAUGCCCGAGAGAAGCUGCCGCCUGGCCCCACGCCUCUCCCAGUCGUUGGAAAUAUGCUGCAGCUGGAUAUGAAAAACUUCAACGAGUCCUUAAGAAAGCUGGCGGAGGUGUACGGCCCGGUGUUCACUGUGUACCUGGGCAUGCAGCCCACGGUGGUGCUGCACGGGUACGAGGCCGUGAAGGAAGCCUUGAUCGACCGGGGCGAGGAGUUUGCUGGCAGAGGCAGCUUCCCAGUGAUAGACUACCUCUCCCGGGGAUUAGGAAUUGUUUUCAGCAAUGGAGAGAGGUGGAAGCACACUCGGCGUUUCUCCCUCAUGGUUUUGCGGAACAUGGGGAUGGGCAAGAAGACCAUUGAAGACAGAAUUCGAGAGGAAGCCUUGUGUCUGGUGGAAGCUUUACGGAAAACCAACGCGUCUCCCUGUGACCCCUCGCUGCUCCUGGGCUGUGCUCCCUGCAACGUGAUCUGCUCCGUCAUCUUCCAGAGCCGCUUCGAGUACAGCGAUGAGAAGUUGCUGACCUUGCUAAACUAUUUUCAUGAGAACUUCAGGAUUAUAAGCACCUCCUGGAUUCAGCUCUACAAUGCUUUCCCCUACUUACUGCAUCAUCUCCCAGGAAAUCAUAAAGAAUUCUUUAAAAACUUUACCGAACAGAAAAAAUUUAUUUUGGAGCAAGUAAAAGAACAUCAGGAGACCCUGGACCCCAAUAACCCUCGAGACUUUAUUGACUACUUCAUGAUUAAAAUGGAAAAGGAAAAGCACAGUGAACAGACUGUGUUUACCAUGGACAACCUGAUCACGACGAUAUGGGAUAUGUUCAGUGCGGGGACGGAAACUACGACCUCCACCCUGAAAUACGGCCUCCUGCUCCUGCUCAAGCACCCCGAGGUCACAGCCAAAGUCCAGGAAGAGAUUGACCGUGUGGUGGGCCGAGAGCGGAGCCCGUGCAUGCAGGACCGAGGCCGCAUGCCCUACACAGAUGCCGUGAUCCACGAGAUCCAGAGAUACAUCGACCUCGUCCCCAACAACCUGCCCCACGUGGUGAACCAGGACAUCAAGUUCAGAGAAUACUUCAUUCCGAAGGGCACAGCCAUUUUCACAUGCCUGACUUCUGUCCUACACGAUGACAAAGAGUUCCCCAACCCGGGCCAGUUUGAUCCCGGCCACUUCCUCGAUGAAAGUGGCAACUUUAAGAAGAGCGACUACUUCAUGCCCUUUUCAGCAGGAAAGAGAGUUUGUGUUGGAGAAGGCCUGGCCCGCAUGGAGUUGUUUUUACUACUGACCCACAUUUUGCAGCAUUUCACCUUGAAACCUCUGGUUGAUCCGAAGGACAUUGACACCAGCCCACUUGUCAGUGGGUUCGGCUCGGUACCACCCUCCUAUGAGCUUUGUUUCGUUCCCGUCUGAGGAAGGGGCAGGUUGCAGAACAAGACUCUCACCUCAUCUGAAGGAGCCAGACGCUCUGUGUGUUGCAUUAGCCGUUAUAACAGGAGGAAUGACGUUCCUGAGCUCUGUCUCUUCUAAUUUCCCCAUCCUUUACAAAAUAAAACGAUAGCCCU
Messenger RNA from Pipistrellus kuhlii (Kuhl's pipistrelle), 1658 nucleotides. RefSeq names its product cytochrome P450 2C21. NCBI's taxonomy places the organism in Eukaryota, Metazoa, Chordata, Mammalia, Chiroptera, Vespertilionidae. The coding region runs from base 19 to 1506 and encodes 495 amino acids. The record is from RefSeq and is a predicted model, not a curated record. Gene Ontology annotation, molecular function: heme binding; iron ion binding; oxidoreductase activity, acting on paired donors, with incorporation or reduction of molecular oxygen, reduced flavin or flavoprotein as one donor, and incorporation of one atom of oxygen. Gene Ontology annotation, cellular component: cytoplasm; intracellular membrane-bounded organelle. The transcript is spliced from 9 exons. Gene Ontology annotation, biological process: xenobiotic metabolic process.